AUGUCCCCACUGUGCUCGCGCAAAGCAAGCGCUGCAGGAAAGCUUUCCGCCUGGUCGAUCUCCUGGCUUGACUCGAUUGAUCUGAAACAGGCACAUGGAUAUGAAUACCACGACAUCUCACUCUCGGACUACCCGGAGAAGCGUACAGAUAUGCUGUCGCUUGCUGACCGACUCACGGUCCCUCAGAUAUUCGUCAACACAGUGCAUAUCGGAGGUGCGUCUGAGUUGAUCGAGCUGCUUGAGAAAGGCAAAUUCGAGAAGAUCGUCAAGCCUGCUGAGCUUGAGGAGGAGCUUUUAUGCGCAGGCAGCGAGUGCCUCAAGUAUGAGGAUGUCGUGGUCGAACUGAGGAACGGCCUUCGCAUAUCCGAUCGGACUUAUCACGGAUUUGUACUGAUAUUCUCAAUCACAUUGCAGCAUCUGAUGAUUUCGAAGGUUGGCAACAGCUUUCUGGACAGCAAUGUUUUCCAUCACGUGUGCAGAGAUCAUCCAUUGAAAGAUGAAGGUUUGUAUUAUCGGCUUCAGUUCUCUGCUCUCCAGUCCAAGUAUACCAACUCGGAGGGACUUAUCGAUUAUGCAGCUAUUUCCAAGGACUCUGAAUUCUGGGCCUUUUUCAUCAAUCUCUAUAACCUCAUGGUGCUCCACGCGUUUGCUCAGGUCGGUAUACCCCAGACAUCGUUUAGGAGAAUGUCAUUCUUUGAUACCGUCGGAGUUGUUGCCAUGGCCUUCCUGGAAAUGGAGGAAAAUCUGAAAGUAGACAAAGACUCGAAAACCGUGUAUCUGACCAAGAUUCUAUCCUGGUACAGGACUGACUUUGGCAGCUCGGAUAAGGAGGUGUUAAGAUAUGAUUGGAAUACUAAUGCGAGCAACUUCGUCGCGUACAAUCCUCAAGAAUUGAAGGACAAAGUUUCGGAAUGCACCAUUGCUUGA
Guillardia theta CCMP2712 is the source of this 927-nucleotide messenger RNA. RefSeq lists its product as hypothetical. The record is from RefSeq and is a predicted model, not a curated record. Lineage: Eukaryota; Cryptophyceae; Pyrenomonadales; Geminigeraceae. The transcript is spliced from 14 exons. Bases 1 to 927 code for a protein of 308 amino acids.